Messenger RNA from Haemonchus placei, 246 nucleotides. The record is from the annotation of a GenBank genome assembly. Lineage: Eukaryota; Metazoa; Nematoda; Chromadorea; Rhabditida; Trichostrongylidae.
AUGAUGUCAGCAACUGCGAAGGACACCUCAAUCUUUCAGCUCCUUUCGAAGACAUUCCACAACCGUGCUUCUCAAAUGGUGGUAACACCGACAACGACGGAGAAGCAGCAACAGAGUCUAUCAUCAUCUCAAGAUUCGCAUAAUACUUCAUGCUCUAGCCAAGCAUUCCACGAAACCGGGUCCGAUUGGGGAAGCAGAGAGCAUUUUCUCAGGCUUGCUCAUGUAUUCCACACGAAUAACUACUGA